GCGCACAAAAUGGCGGCGCGCGGCGGGGCGCAGGGGCUCGGCUGAGACCCCCUUCCCCGCGCCCUCCCGGGGCGCAGGGUGCCGCGAACCCAGGAGAGGGCCGGGCGGGACCGGGCCCCUGCGCGGCGGGGCGCGAGCCACGCCCGGCCCGCGCCGCCCCUCCCGGCCCCGCCAGCGUCCCAACCGCUCUCGGCCCCCGCUCCGCCCGCCGGGCCGCGGGGUCUACACAGCCGGCCUCUCCUCCCGCCCGGGCUCACCUCCGCCGGGAGAUGUCCGGCCCCUCCCCUCCCAAACGGCCCGCCUUCCGGGCCGGGCGUCCCGGGCCCCGGGCCCCCCACUGAGACCCGCACCCCAGCCCGCUUCCUCCUCAGCGCCGAUUCUCGCCCUCUGCGGGAGACUUCGUCCUCCUUCCAGAGUAAGCCUCCUUCCGCCCGCCCCCCAGCACACCUCCGGCACCGCCCCCACCCGCCCUCUGCCCGCCAUGGAGGCUGUGUACCUGGUGGUGAACGGGGUGGGCCUGGUGCUGGACGUGCUGACCUUGGUGCUGGAUCUGAACUUCCUGCUGGUGUCCUCCCUCCUGGCCUCCGUGGCCUGGCUCCUGGCCUUCGUCUACAACCUGCCGCACACCGUGCUCACCAGCCUCGUGCAUCUGGGCCGCGGCGUCCUGCUGUCGCUGCUGGCCUUGAUGGAAGCCCUGAUGCGGCUCACCUUCGGGGGCUUCCAGGCGCUGUGGACCCUGCUGCACAGCUGCUGCUCCGGCCUCGAGAGCCUGAAGCUGCUGGGGCACCUGGCCUCGCACGGGGCCUGGAGGAGCCGGGACUUCCUGCACCGAGGCCUCCUCCAUGUGGUCUCCAGCGGCCACACUCUGCUGCGCCAGGCCUGCGACGUCUGCGCCAUCGCCAUGAGCCUGGUGGCCUACGUGAUCAACAGCCUGGUCAAUAUCUGCCUCAUUGGCACUCAGAACCUCUUCUCCCUGUUGCUGGCCCUGUGGGACGCCGUGAUGGGGCCGCUGUGGAGGAUGACGGACGUCAUGGCCGCCUUCCUCGCGCACAUUUCCAGCAGCGCCGUGGCUAUGGCCAUCCUCCUCUGGACCCCAUGCCAGCUAGCAAUGGAGCUCCUGGCCUCGGCUGCCCGCCUCGUGGCCAGUUUCGUGCUUGUCAAUCUCACUGGCCUGGUGCUGCUGGCUUGCGUGCUGGCGGUGACGGUGACCGUGCUGCACCCAGACCUCACCGUGAGGCUGGCCACCCAGGCCCUCGGUCGGCUCCACGCCCGCCCGUCCUACCACAGGCUUCGAGAGGACGUCACGCGGCUGUCUCGCCUCGCACUGGGCUUGGAGGUUUGGCACCGAGUCUGGAGCCGCAGCCUGCAGCUGGCAAGCUGGCCGAAUUGGGGAGGGGCACCCGGGGCUCCCCAGGGUGGCCCUAGAAGGGUGCCUGCAGCCAGGACCUCGCAACAGGCCACUCUUCCAGAAGCAGGGCCCAGACCAGAGGCAGGAGAGGAAGAAGGUAGAACGGCCAGAGUGGCCGCUGCCUGGGGCAGGGAGCGGCUCAACGAGGAGCCGGGAGCCGGGCAGGACCCGUGGAAGCUGCUGAAGGAGCAAGAGGAGCGGAAGAAGUGCGUCAUCUGCCAGGACCAGAGCAAGACCGUGCUGCUGCUGCCCUGUCGGCACCUGUGCCUCUGCCAGGCCUGCACCGAGAUCCUGAUGCGCCACCCCGUCUACCACCGCAACUGCCCACUCUGCCGCCGCGGCAUCCUGCAGACCCUCAACGUCUACCUCUGAGGACCCCCUCCCUGCCCCUCCAUGCACGCACCACAGCCACCUGACUGGGACAGCAUUCACAGCUGCCGCCGGUCCUGGCCUGAGGCGCCUUUUGCCCUGUGGCUGUCAUGACAAGCCUCCCAGCCAUACGUCCGGGACAUUGAGAUGGACACCCUGGAAGACAGUGGCCUGGGCGGGGCAGGUUAGCAGCUUCUCCACUCGGGAGGUCCCUGUGACGCUGAGGGUGGUGCGUCCCUGUGCCACGCCCUGAGACUGUUUGCUGUCGCCUCCUUUCCAGCUUGCCAAGGCCCACCCAAUGCCAGCCUCGGGCCCCUCCUCUGCUUCUGUUUGCUGCUGUUGGGGGUUUGCAGGUCCUCUUCCUAGCUUCUGUGGCCACAACGCACCAGUGUGAUUUGUGUAUUUGGCAACUUAAGGGCCUUGAGAUGAUCUUGAACCUUUGCUUUUAGCCAGAACUCCUGUUUUGGGGGUGGUGUCUCGCAGAUGCCUAGAGCUUUUGCCUGCCAUAAUCUUCUGAAGCUCCUUCCCAACCUCAUCCAGCAGCUGGGGUUGAAGUUUAUCUGCGUGUGUGUGUAUGUGUGUGUGUGUAGCUGUAUCUGGCUUCGGGACCAUGAUUCCUCGCAUCCCAGCUCCACUGGAGCCUCAGGAGAGAAAACAGAUUUCUAUUCCUGUCCUUCCAUUCCCACGUCACAGGAAAAUGGCAUUCCCCUCCUGUUUGUCUCCCCGGCACUGGGGAAGGCAGACUGCACAUUCCACUGUGGCCCACACAGUAGGGCCAGGGCCAGGGGCAUAUAGUUCCCUGAGGGGUCUUCUGGCUCAGUUUCCAGUGAAUAAAGUUUUGUUGACAACCCUGA
Molecule: messenger RNA, 2631 nt
Organism: Pipistrellus kuhlii (Kuhl's pipistrelle)
Lineage: Eukaryota; Metazoa; Chordata; Mammalia; Chiroptera; Vespertilionidae
Gene: RNF26
Product: ring finger protein 26
Exons: 1
Coding region: 482-1780 (432 amino acids)
Biological process (GO): protein ubiquitination; ubiquitin-dependent protein catabolic process
Molecular function (GO): ubiquitin protein ligase activity
Source: RefSeq, a predicted model, not a curated record